Messenger RNA from Zygosaccharomyces rouxii, 495 nucleotides. It is a transcript of the gene NDL1, whose product is annotated as Ndl1p. Bases 1 to 495 code for a protein of 164 amino acids. The transcript has a single exon. NCBI's taxonomy places the organism in Eukaryota, Fungi, Ascomycota, Saccharomycetes, Saccharomycetales, Saccharomycetaceae. The record is from RefSeq and is a predicted model, not a curated record.
AUGGAUCUAUCUACUGCAUUAAAUGUGAUUUCGACUUUAGAGUCACAACUAAAGGAAUUGGAAACUAUGAGCAAGGAUUACGAGUCUGAAAUGGAGCAAGUCAUCGAUAAACUGCGAAGAGAUUACGUCGAAAAAUGUGAUCAAUGGGAAUCACAAAGGACCCAUGUAACAGAACUGGAGAUUCGUGUUGAUGAAUUGGAAAGUGAGAAUGCAUUUCUAUCCAAUAAAAUAAAUUUCUUGGAAGAGGAGAACGACAGACAUUUAGAACGUAACGUACUGUUAGAACAUGAACUUUAUGAUGCAAAGGAAAGAUUAGAAAAUGUUGAUCACAUUGAUAGAAAGAAAAAAUUAAAACGAGAUAGUGAAUCUCUACAAGUUUCCACAUCCGGAUCUUCACUCCUUGUCAUGCCCCGAUCUCAUUCAACGUCUAAUUCAAAUGCAAAGUUAAAUACAUCUCAAGUAAUAUCGACUACUUCACAGAGGGCGAAACCUUGA